This is a messenger RNA of Penaeus vannamei (Pacific white shrimp), 3504 nucleotides long. Lineage: Eukaryota; Metazoa; Arthropoda; Malacostraca; Decapoda; Penaeidae. The record is from RefSeq and is a predicted model, not a curated record.
AUGAAGGAUGCAAUUCUUAAAGCGUAUCAGCUAAGUGCUGAGUAUUAUAGAAACCGUUUUCGAAAUUGUAUUAAAGAACAGAACCAGUCAUUUGUAGAGUAUAUGCAUAAAAUUUCUAAACUGCAAACUCGUUGGUUAUCUGCAAGUAACGUCAAUGAUUAUAAUAAAUUAAAGGAACUUGUGUUGUUGGAACAAUUCAUAAGGGGAGUGUCGCCAGAAAUUCGCAUGUACCUGCUGGAGCGCGAAGUCAGUACAGUUGAGAGAGCAGCUUUGUUAGCUGAGAAUUUUAACUUGAUUUCUAAAAGUAAAGUAAAUGAAGGACAAGUGUCAGAGCCUAAACCUGUAGCUAAUUACACCUUUGUAUCAACAGACAAUGUCCAGGAUCUGUCGCAGCGUACCUCGAGCGAUCAUGAUUCAUUUCAGCCUUUCAUCUUCUCUGGUUCCGUGGCCUUAGAUGAAGCUAGUCCUUCUGUUCCCGUGUCUGUAUUUCGUGACACUGGUGCUUCACAUAGUGUCGUUUUGAAGGAGGCAGUUCCUUUUCUGGAGGAUGCAUACACUGGGAAGUAUGUGGUAGUGGAAGGUUUUGGAGGGUGCGUUACAGUGCCCCUUUGUAAGCUUUAUCUGAGGACGGAUUUGGUGAGUGGACCUGUUGUAGUAGGUGUUCAUGAUUCGUUGCCUAUUAAGGGAGUAUCAUUUUUGAUGGGGAAUGAUAUUGCGGGGAUUCGACUGCUACCUAAUCCUGUUGUUUGUCCGUCCCCAGUUGCUUAUGAUCCUGCUGUAGAUGUUGCAAGAAUUAAUCCAGGACUUUUUCCAGCAUGUGCUGUAACGAGAAGUCAGGCGAAGAAGUUGCCAAGGCUAUCUGAUAGAAGUGUUGGUCAGAAUGAGCUUGGUCUUGAAUGUCUAUUUGGUGAUGAAGCUGCUGUUGAGAAAUCUGAUGAAUCUCUAAGGUCACUACGUAAUACAGCCGUGUCAAAAUCAGAGGUUCAGUCAUUGCCAUCAGGGUAUUAUCUAAAUUCAGGGAUAUUGAUGAGGAAAUAUAGACCACCUGAAGUACCGGCAACCGAUUCGUGGCACGAAGUUUUUCAAGUGGUGGUACCAACUUGUUAUCGACCUAAAGUUAUUAGUUUGGCUCACGAUUUGGGUGGAGGGCACUUGGGUAUCAAGAAGACACUCGAUAAAGUCCUCAGAUAUUUUUAUUGGCCAGGUGUUACGUCAGAUGUAACGAGAUAUUGUCGAACUUGUGAUAUUUGUCAAAGGGUUGGUAAACCUAACCAAGUUAUCCCACCUGCACCUCUUAAGCCUAUCCCUGCAUUUGAGGAACCAUUCUCAAGGGUAAUCAUUGAUUGCGUUGGACCUCUUCCCAGAACAAAGAGCGGAAAUAGGUUUUACUUACCCUCAUGUGUGCCAGUACUAGGUACCCGAGGCAAUUCCUUUGAAACGAGCUACAUCUCGUACUAUCGUCCCAGUCUUGAUCAAAUUUUUUACACAUAUAGUGCCACAGCUUAUCGGCCACAGACGCAAGGUGCCCUUGAAAGGUACCAUCAAACACUUAAGAGUAUGCUCACGAAAUAUUGUCAUGAAACGGGCAGUGAAUGGGAUCUAGGAGUGCCUUUAAUGUUGUAUGCCAUAAGAUGUACUAAGCAGGAGAGUCUCGGGUUCUCACCAUAUGAAUUGUUAUUUGGGAGAGACAUCCGCGGACCCAUGAAAUUAUUGUAUGAAAGCUGGAUAGAAUUUAGAAAGAGCACAGUGCUCAAUGAAGGAACAUAUGAUAGAAAUGCAAUUGAACGAGAAUUUGGUAUUGGGGAAAAAGUGCUAUUGUUUUUACCUGUUAGAAAACAACCAUUAACUGCAAAAUAUCAGGGACCUUUCAAAAAAUACCACCCACGUAGACCGGAAGCUGCCAGUGCCUUGUGUGCGAUCUUUGUUCCUGAAGAGCGGGGAGAUACUGCCGCUUCACCUGAGAUGGAGAGUGACUUUGAUGUGGGCGAUGUUGGGUUCAAAUUGCAAAAUAGUGACAUUCUGAAAAAUCCAAACUCUAAAAUUUCUCAUUUAUCCCAUGAACAGCAGCAAGAUAUCUUGUGUGUGCUUCAGCAGUUUAGUGAUGUUCUUGGAGAUAUACCGAGACAGACGCACCUGGUGACCCAUGACGUAAAGCUUGUUGACGGGGCUAUUCCUGUCAAGCAAGCACCUUAUAGAAUGUCUCCUUACAAAGCAAAAAUUAUGGAAGAGGAGGUAAGCUUUUUACUCAAAAAUGGUCUUGCCGAACUUAGUGAGAGUGAAUGGGCAUCACCCUGCGCACUCGUGCCAAAAUCUAAGGGUUGGAGAAUGGUGACAGACUAUAGGAGGAUUAAUGAACUCACUAAAGGGGACUGCUAUCCUUUGCCUAGAAUAUUGGAUAUAAUAGAUGCCAUUGGGGAGUCCAAGUUCAUCACUGUAAUUGAUCUCCUGAAGGGCUAUUAUCAGGUGCCCUUAUCACCUAAGGCGAAGCAGAUAACAGCGUUUGUGACCCCUAAUGGGCUUUAUAACUAUUGUGUGCUUCCAUUUGGUUUAAAGAAUGCGCCUAGCUCAUUUCAGCGGCUGACGGGUUCGAUAAUACGGGAUCUCAAAGGGGUAAGGGUAUACAUAGAUGACCUUGUAGUUUACAGCCGUAACUGGGAGGACCAUGUGGCAACACUGCGAUCCCUCUUUGAACGCCUUCAAGAUGCCGGGCUCACUGUUAAUCUGGUCAAGAGUGAGUUUGCACAAGCGAAGGUGAGGUAUCUCGGUCACGAGGUUGGAGGAGGAGAGGUUGCUCCAGUUAAAGCCAAGGUUGAAGCUAUCGAUGAGUUACCUGUACCUAAGAAUAAAAGAGCAGUUCAAAGAUUCAUUGGUAUGGCUGGGUACUACCGUAGGUUUUGUCCAAACUUUGCUGACGUAGCCAAACCAUUAACAGAUCUUUUGAGUCCUAAGAAAGAAUUCAAAUGGACGGUUAAAUGUCAGGAGUCUUUCAGUAAAUUAAAGAACUUUCUAAUGUGUGAACCUGUCCUAAAGUCUCCAGAUUUUGAUAAACCUUUUACCCUCCAGGUAGAUGCCAGUGACGUGGCUGCAGGAUCAGUUUUGUUGCAGGAAGGAAAAGACGGGGUUCUGCACCCGGUCUGUUACUCGUCUGCGAAGUUCAAGCCGCACCAAACUCACUAUAGCACGAUAGAAAAAGAAGCUGCCGCUCUUCUCAUGGCUCUUGAAAAGUUCGAUGUGUACUUGAGCUGCACGCCAUACGAGAUUGAAGUCUUUAGUGAUCAUAACCCGCUUCAGUUCGAUUUCCCGUUUUCUAGUGAUCAGCUGUUUUUGACAGUUCUGGGUAUGGGCAGUGACUGCGGGGCGGUGACGAGUUUACCUACCAUCCCCCACCCAAAAAAGGAUGGCCUGAGGAAUCAGGAAAGAAGGCUAAAGGCUCCUUGGUGUUCCCGGAAAAACCGUGGCGGAGAUCCAGCCAGAUCGAGGCCCUGGAACCCAAGGUCGAUAUAA